CUCGGCUUGGGAAACGGAAUAAAAAUAACACGCCCCUCCAGACGUUCAGGAUAGCGUGAGUCUGUUUUGCAUGUUCCCCAACACCUUUUAACCAUUUUCAGAAGCAACUUUGUAACUGUAACCAAAGUUAUUUUACGCCGUCAGACUCUACAACAUUGCGAACAAGUGUCGGAGCCAUCGAUCGGAGCCAGACCCGUUGAAAGGGAGAAUUGCGACACCCCCAUAGACUUCUGUUGUAAUCGGAGAAUGCGGAAGUAACGCGUGUCGUGGGGCGACCAAAUAGUUCCAAACAGUUCCAACGUUGAACCCCAUUCAUUUUCAGUGUUUCCGAGGCACGCUCGCUGAGCUGACAUGUGAAAGCAUGGGAGACUAACUUUGAUAACCUAGCAAGCCAAGGAUCCAAAAAGCAACAAGCCAUACAUCCGGAUCCCUUUCUCAGACCGAUUGGUGCAUCCAAAUGCUGAACAGCCAACCAUGCCCCUCAUAUCUAAUUGCAGUGCCCAGGGAACUACAACAGGGAGUUCCUACGUCAUUGUCAGUCACAGUCUUCACCGAUUCACCUGUCACAGUCACUGCAGAGGUUUUCAGUGGUAACAUCAGUGUGGUGAAGACACAAGGCACUUUCCAAAGAGGUCUGACUGAACUACAGACACUCCCACCUAUUUUGGACAAUGCUUCGAGCCCCCCUCAUCUAUAUGUGCUUGUGGUUAAUGGCCACGUGGGGAACGUCUCGGUGUUCACUAACACAACCGUCAUGCAACUGAAGGCCCUGAGCUUCUCCACCAUCAUCCAGACUGACAAAUCCCACUAUGAGCCAGGCCAGGCAGUGAAAAUCCGGGCCAUCUCCAUUUACCCAGGCGGCAAGCCACACAAAGCCCCCGCAGACAUCACCAUCAAGGAUCCCAAGGGGAACUUGGUGCAGCAGUGGCUGCUUGUGGACGGCACCCUGGGUGUGGUGUCCAAGGAGUUCCAGCUCUCCAAAAACCCUCCCCUUGGCAUGUGGACAAUAUCGGUGUCAGUUAAUGGGGUGGACAGCAAGAGGAACUUUACUGUGGAAUACUAUGAGCAACCUAAGUUUGAAGUGUUGGUGAAGGUGCCCACCGUCAUUCAUUAUGAAGAUAACUUGUUUGGAAGUGUCAGUGCGCAAUACCCAUAUGGGAAACCAGUACGGGGAGUGUUGACUGUGAUGGCUGAAUUUGAGUUAUUUGGCAGCAUAUUUAGUGCUAAUAAAACCAAGAAGAUCAACGGUUCAGCUGAUUUUGUCUUCAGCGAAGAUGACUUCGCAGACCAAUUUAACAUGUAUGAAGGAUCUGUGAGGUCCACGGACAGCAUGGAUAAGCUCGUUGUUAAUGUUACCGCCUGUGUUACGGAGACCCUUACAGGAUUAAAAUACAACAGAACAAUGGUGGUGGCCGUGGUGAACCAGAAAUAUCACCUUAACUUCUACAACCAUCCCAAGGUGUUGAAACCCUCUCUAAACUUCACUGCACAGCUGAAGGUAUCAUUAUACAACCAAAAUCCAUUGACUCUGAUGGAUCGGGCGACCAAUGUUAUCAUUAAUGUGACUCAGAGAAGAUAUCCUGAGCUGAGUAGGAUGGAGUCAGGUGAUAUGGAAAGCUCCUCCCUGCACCUGAGCCUCCCUGUGCCCCAGGAUGGGAUAGUAAACUUCCAGUUUCAACUUAUGGACCAGGUGUCAGUGCUCACCAUACUGGCCCAAUUCCAGGGCACAGUUCAGACCCUGAAUCUCUACAGGGACUACUCUUCUCCCAGCAUGUCCUACAUUCAGAUCCACAGGUCUAACUCUUCUGCACAUGUUGGGAAUCCUCUUUGGUUCACUGCAAAUAGCAGUUAUCCAUUAAGAGAGUUUCAGUAUUUGGUAACGUCCAGGGGCCACUUGGUAGAGACAGGGACGGUGACCUCCAUGUCCUUCUCCCUGACACCCAAGGUGUCCUGGGUCCCCCUGGCCCACCUGGUGGUCUACAGCGUCCGCUCAGAUGGCGAGAUUGUCAAUGAUGCAACAUCUUUUCCUGUUCACCAGUUUCAGAGGAACAAUGUGUCUCUGAACUGGAGUCAGGCCAAUGUGAGGCCAGAGCAGGAAGUGUCACUCAUGGUGACGGUGACUGAGCCCAGGAGUCUGGUGGGAAUUUGGGUGGUGGACAAGAUGACAAACUGCCCUGAGCUGAGCAACAACCUCACUGAAAAGCCGGUGCUGGGGGGACUUACUGAGGACAAUAUGGACGAGAAUAAUCUUCUGUUUGCAAUGAGUGGUGACCCCUUCUCCACUUUCAGGGCUGGCAACAUCAUGGUGUUAACAGACGCCACGUUAUCUCCCAGGGAGCGGUUUGAAGUUCGGGACGAAAUGCAACUUCCACAGCAGGGGGUGGACUGGGAGCCUCAGGUGUGCAGGGACUCACCGGAGACAUGGCUAUGGCUGGAGACCAACGUGAGCACGUCAACGACUGCAAAUCUCCCCUUCACUGUGCCUGAUCGCAUCACUUCCUGGUUUGCCAGUGCCUUUGUAGUGUCAGACAAUCUGGGUUUGGGGCUCAUGUCUACACCAGUGAAGCUGACCGUGUUCCAGAACGUUUUCAUGACUCUGGACCUCCCCCCUUUCAUCAUCCGUGGAGAACAGCUGGUCCUGGAGAUCCAAGUGUACAACAACCUGGAGCUGGAGCUGAAGGCUCUCGUGAUUGUGGAGGAGAGCGAUUCAUUUGAGUUCAUCUUCGCCGACAACCAAUCGUCUUCGAGCGCCGGGGCGAGGAGUGUAUCCGUGCAAAGCCGCAAUGACGCCACCGUUCUUUUUCCCAUAAGGCCCAAAGUCCUUGGCAUGAUGUCUGUGACAGCGAAAGUUAUGUCCUUCUUUGCCUCUGACACAGUUACCAGCACAGUUUUGGUCAAGUCGGAGGGGAUAGAGAAGUCAUUCAGCAAGUCUCUGUUCCUGGAGCUGGUCCCGUCCAAUCAGAACCACUCUAGCGAGAUCACCUUCACCCUUCCCCCAGAUGUGGUGCCGGGCAGCCAAAGGGCAGAAGUGACUGCGGUCGGUAACAUCCUGGGGCCCUCCCUCUCAGGGCUGGAGUCCCUCAUACAGAUGCCGUAUGGCUGUGGAGAGCAGAACAUGAUCCAUUUUGCCCCCAGCAUCUACGUCCUGCAGUACCUUACCAUCACCGGGCAGGUGGAGGAGGCCGUCUACAGCAGAGCCAUACAAUUCAUGAUGGAAGGUUACCAGCGAGAGCUGUCCUACCAGAGGGGGGACGGUUCUUUCAGUGCCUUUGGAGACAGUGAUGCCUCCGGUAGCACAUGGCUGUCGGCGUUUGUGCUGCGGUGCUUCCUCCAGGCGCGGCCGUUCAUCAUGAUCGACGUCGACGUUCUCUCCAAGACCGCAGCCUGGUUGGUCAGCCAGCAGGGGUCCGACGGGGCCUUCUUGGAGCCUGGGAGGGUCAUUCACACCGAGCUCCAGGGAGGCCUAGACGGCCCCGUAUCCCUGACCGCAUACGCUCUGAUGGCCCUGCUGGAGGACCAGGCCAACAAGGAUUUGUACGCCAGCACGGUGACAAACGCGCUGAGCUUCCUGGAGUCUAAGCUCUCGGGUGGGGUCUCCAGUAACUACAGCCUGUCCCUGGUGGCCUAUGCUCUGUCUCUGGCCGAACACGUCAGUGCGCAAACUGCCCUGAAUGAGCUUCUGAGCAGAGCAGAUGUAAAGGACGGCGUGGUGUUCUGGAGGAUGCCGGGCGCAGGGCUGUCGGCUUCCUGGCAGCCGCGGUCGGCCAACAUAGAGAUGGCCGCCUAUGCGCUCCUGUCCCUCUUCACCCAGGCCAAGGUGGUGGAGGGCAUCUCCCUCAUGAAGUGGCUGAGUCAGCAGAGGAACCACCUGGGAGGGUAUGGCUCCACGCAGGACACUGUCGUAGCGCUGCAGGCCUUGUCCCAUUAUGCGGCAUUCAGCGGAUCAGAUGCCAUCGACCUGUGGAUCACAGUCAAGACCAUGAACUCUCAAGUGGUUGCUAGGCUUCAUAUCAAUUCUGCCAACUCUCUGUUGCUGCAGAGCCAAGAGAUUGAAGUUGGGAAGGAUGUACAUUUAAAUGUUUCCAUAGAGGGAAGAGGAUUUGCUCUAUUUCAGCUGAACGUGUUCUACAACUUGAACACCCGCACGCUAUCCAGGCGUCGCAGCAACACCAUGAGUGACGAGGCAUUUGAUUUGGACGUUCGUGUCACAGACACAGACCUGAACCACGUCUCCCUGACCAUCUGCACUAGACUGCGGGAGGGUCAGCAAAUUGUUCGGACGGGCAUGGCGCUGAUGGAAGUGAGCAUGCUCACUGGGCUUCGGCCAGUUGAGGGCGGGGUCAGAACUAAUGAUGUUGUGAGGAAAGUGGAAACGCCCCCUGGUAAAGUUGUUCUUUAUCUGGAUUCGGUAACCACAUCACAGGUGUGCAUUGACAUCCCAACGGUGAGGGACUUCAAAGUGGCAAAUGUUCAAGAUGGCACAGUCCUCAUCUAUGACUACUAUGAGCCGCGGAGGAAAGUGGAGAGGGCGUACAAUUCAGACAUGAUGCGUCGCACGUCACUCUGCUCGUUCUGCGGGAAAGACUGCGGCAGCUGCGGGGAAAAGCCCAAGUCCGGCGGCGUCUCUGUCUCCGGCCCGCGGCAUAACAACGUCCGCAGCCUCGCGUGCGCGCUGGUCAUCCUCGCCGCCCUCAUGCGCUGACGGAAAGCGUCACCGAUACCCUGUGUGCGGACAUGGCGGUUUGCCGGAACACGGGAGCUAAGUUUUAUAUUUUAACCUGUCACAGAUCAAAGUGGCAUGUUUUUUAAUGCGCUGGGUAAUGUUUCAUUGUAGCUGUCGCUUGAUAAUGCACUGGGAGAAAUUAUGUAAUUUUUUAAUGUCAUUUUGUAAUUUGCAAACAUUUCCUUUUUUUAAUUAUUUUGAUACAUGUAUUUUUCUUUGGGAUUCUAGAUGGGAAAUGUUUAUUAUUAGCAGCAAAAAGCAUAAUAACUUUAGGACAUGUACACAAAUUAAAAUGUGAAUUGCUUUUGUCCUGACUAGCAUCUGGUUCUAGCUGAUUUCAAUCUUAAGAGACCAGUACAUUUUAUUUCAAAUAAUGAUACAUUUUAAUUAUCUUUAUAAAGCAUAAACUUGAAUGAAGCAUCAUUUCAAAAACGAUGUUGCGUUGAGCCUAGAAAAAAAAAUUAUGUACAUUGCUUAGAUUUACACAGAAGAAGUACAAUUGCUGCAAUACAUUAGUGACAUAAGUGGGGUGUUUUUAAUUGAGAUUGAUAUGAUUGUAAAUACCCUAUGUUGUAACACAUAGCCAUCAUGUCUGUAUAUGCUUUCCUCAGUAGGUUGCCUGAGUAAUGCUUUUUAAAUGUGCUGCCGUUAUAGCUGACUCAAGUGAGAAACUGUGUCAAAACUGUGCGACUUCGGUUCGGCCGUGUCCUGAAUGGCACCCCCAUGAAAUGGUUGGGAACAGCACAAUAAAAGCCGAAACAGUUUGAAGCCCCGCACGUCUACGAGCCUUUGAAAAUAAACGACAGGCCAAGCUUCGUCAAAGAUGAUAAAUAACCGAAAAUCUGCUUUAUUUUGCUUGACCCACUUCAAAAGGAUCACUCCGAGGCUCAAUGUGUUUUAACUCAGCGUGAUGAACUAUUCUCGCUCAACAUGGCCGUGAACGAGCAACGGCACUUAAGAGCUCCGUAAAUCUAACUUGAGCAGGCGUGCUCUUUAACUCUGUGGUAGCUAACCUGUGCAGCAGACUGAGCGGUGGAGACCACAGAGUGCUCUCGCUCAACUUCAAAGGUCUGAGGAUAAUGGCUAAGGAAGUUUUUUUUUUUUUUU
Molecule: messenger RNA, 5830 nt
Organism: Anguilla rostrata (American eel)
Lineage: Eukaryota; Metazoa; Chordata; Actinopteri; Anguilliformes; Anguillidae
Product: CD109 antigen-like
Exons: 35
Coding region: 458-4702 (1414 amino acids)
Cellular component (GO): extracellular region
Molecular function (GO): endopeptidase inhibitor activity
Source: RefSeq, a predicted model, not a curated record